Molecule: messenger RNA, 1191 nt
Organism: Colletotrichum graminicola M1.001
Lineage: Eukaryota; Fungi; Ascomycota; Sordariomycetes; Glomerellales; Glomerellaceae
Product: calcineurin-like phosphoesterase
Exons: 4
Coding region: 1-1191 (396 amino acids)
Biological process (GO): G1/S transition of mitotic cell cycle; peptidyl-serine dephosphorylation
Cellular component (GO): cytoplasm
Molecular function (GO): protein serine/threonine phosphatase activity
Source: RefSeq, a predicted model, not a curated record
AUGGCGAGCCAGAUUCCCCGACCCGGCCCUGCCAACCUCUCGCCAAACGCAGGUUUGGAUGAGUGGCUGGAGGAAGCCAAGCAGUGCCACUACUUACCCGAGCGCGCUAUGAAGGAGCUCUGUGAGCUGGUGAAGGAAGUCCUCAUGGAGGAAUCCAACAUCCAGCCCGUGUGCACUCCAGUCACAAUCUGCGGCGAUAUCCACGGCCAGUUCUACGAUCUUCUUGAGCUGUUCCGUGUCGCGGGUGGAAUGCCCGGCGAAACCAGAGUGGAGGCACCCAAGACUGCCACCACUGUAAUCAACCCUGAAGACAUUGAGCCCCCUACCGAGAUCACAAACCCCAAGCUCAAGAAGAAGGUCAAGAACGCUGGUGGCGCUGUCGUUGAUGAGGACGAUGAGGACGAAGCGGCGGCUGCUGAUACCAGCGUCGCCUCCCGAGCUGACUCUGCCGCCGAAGUUUCCGCCUCCUCGCAGUCGGCCGAGACCCGGUUCAUUUUCUUGGGCGACUUCGUUGACCGCGGCUAUUUCAGUCUCGAGACGUUCACCCUUCUCAUGUGCCUGAAGGCCAAGUACCCCGACAGAAUUGUUCUCGUCCGCGGUAAUCACGAGUCUCGUCAGAUCACUCAGGUCUAUGGAUUCUACGAGGAGUGCCAACAAAAGUAUGGAAAUGCCUCCGUUUGGAAGGCCUGCUGCCAUGUUUUCGACUUCCUGGUCCUCGCAGCCAUCGUCGACGGCGAGCUUCUCUGUGUCCACGGCGGCUUGAGUCCCGAGAUCCGUACCAUCGACCAGAUUCGCGUCGUUGCCCGUGCCCAAGAGAUUCCUCACGAGGGUGCUUUCUGCGAUCUUGUCUGGUCGGACCCCGAAGACGUCGAGACGUGGGCUAUUAGCCCUCGUGGAGCCGGCUGGCUCUUUGGCGACAAGGUUGCGACUGAGUUCAACCACGUCAAUGGUCUCAAGUUGAUUGCCAGAGCUCAUCAGCUUGUCAACGAGGGCUACAAGUACCACUUCCCUCAAAACUCGGUCGUCACUGUUUGGUCUGCUCCCAACUACUGCUACCGUUGCGGCAACGUCGCAUCCAUUAUGACUGUCGACAAGGACAUGAACCCCAAGUUCAGCAUCUUCUCCGCUGUCCCUGAUGACCAGCGUCACGUUCCUGCCAACCGCCGUGGACCUGGUGACUACUUUCUUUGA